CGGUGAGAAGCAGUUCAUUUAAGAAGUUUGUCGCUGUCGGUUUUAAACAAAAAACCCCAAUCCUAAUCAAAUUAUAAUCCAACUCCAAAACACCGCUCACGGUUCGGUACUGACGUGUGCGCGUUCACCCUUUCUAACGGACAAACGUAUAGGCUACGCGAAAUUUUGUUUUUUUUUUUGCAAAAAAAACUCAUUCACAUUUGGAUUAUCACUACAAGAAACAGUAGUGGCAGCAGCAGUUUACAUUGUCGCUUAUUAAGGAUAAUUAAUUGAGAGUUCCACAACGUGAAAAUGUUUCGCUUUUUCGUUUUAACCACCUUGAUUGCCAUUGCUGCGAGUCAGGGUUACCAUCAAAAUCCCAAGACAGCGGCAAUUAUCAGUGAACAACGUUACCUGGCCGGCGAUGGCAAAUUCGGUGCAGCCUACACACAAGAGGAUGGCAUCAACUUCAAAGAGGAGACCGACUCCGAUGGUACACGUCACGGCAGCUACAGUUAUGUUGAUCCAACAGGCGAGCGCCGAACAAUUUCCUACACAGCGGGCAAAAAUGGCUUCCAAGCUAGCGGCGAUCACUUGCCCGUUGCGCCACCAGCCCCACCACAGCCCGUACCGCAGCCUGGCUAUGCACCACAGCCGCAAUACCAACCACCAGCACAGUCCGGUGGCUACCGCAGCAAUGACUACGAUGACGGUUCCUACGAUACCCGCUACAAUGAUCCCGGUUUCGAUCAAAAGCCCGGCGCAUAUCAGCCACCACAACCACAAUAUCAGCCACAAGCGGCGCCUGCUUAUAAUCCACCACCAGCACCAGCAUACAAUCCACCUGCGCCACAAUACAAUAACUACCAGCCACAAGCUCAACCACAACAACAAUCCUACUAUCAACCGACCACACCCAAUCCACACCGAUUCGCGCCACCCGGCAAAUUGUCGCUGAACCGCACACCGGACGGUUUUAGCUACAGCUUCAACAAGGUCUAAGAGCGUACAUGUGUGGGUGUGUGAGGAGUAAGUGGUUGAGGCGGGGGAGUGUACAAGUUGGGGGUGAGCGAUGAUAACACAGUCUGAACUAUGCUAUGCGCACGGUGUGUAUGAGGAGAAGGUAUGUUCGGCAAAGUUGAAGGCGUUUCACUGUGGGCAUAGGACAGCCGCCGCGCAUAGUCUGCAUUUCUGUUUUCCCUAACUCCUAGCGAUUUUUCAUACAAUUUAUUUCUAUUAUUUCUUUAAAUUUUUCGCAUGCUUUUUGUUUCAAUUUCAAUCUAAUUUUAAUUUGAAUUUGCUUUAGUUUCUUUUAGCUGAGUUUUCAGGAUCGCGAUCAGUUCUUUUGUUUGUUUUAAUUAUUUUAAAGUUAUAGUUAAUUAUUUUUUCU
Anastrepha obliqua is the source of this 1369-nucleotide messenger RNA. RefSeq lists its product as uncharacterized. NCBI's taxonomy places the organism in Eukaryota, Metazoa, Arthropoda, Insecta, Diptera, Tephritidae. The transcript is spliced from 3 exons. The coding region runs from base 292 to 981 and encodes 229 amino acids. Gene Ontology annotation, molecular function: structural constituent of chitin-based larval cuticle. The record is from RefSeq and is a predicted model, not a curated record. Gene Ontology annotation, cellular component: chitin-based extracellular matrix.